Messenger RNA from Amoebophrya sp. A120, 5168 nucleotides. The record is from the annotation of a GenBank genome assembly. Lineage: Eukaryota; Dinophyceae; Syndiniales; Amoebophryaceae.
AGGCCCUCCCACAAGUGAAUCGCCACAUGUUUUGCGCUCACUAUUUGUUCCAUUUUGGUUUUUUGCGCGUUCUCUUGUGAAGAUCUAUUUUUGUACGACCACGACAAUUCGCGAACGUCGAUUCAUUUGCGCCGUGUUUUUUCCACGCCUUGCGAAUUGUAGCACUGUGAAGAAGUAUAUUUUUUACAUUCUGGGUAAUUGACUUCAUUAGUGGUCAUCCGAUCGCGUUUCAUUUUUCCGUAUUCGCGGUCCAUUGUCACAAUUCGAUUUCCCUCCGUGGUCUAUAGGUGAACAGAGAGUUACCGCAGAGUUUCGACUGUAACACUGUUAGGCUCGAGUUACCAAGAUGUUGUCAAAAUUGCUUUUCGCUGCUCCGCUUCUCGCGGCAGCGAAGGAAGUCAUUGUGGGUACGAAAGACAACUUCGACGAAUUGAUUUCGACGAACACCGGAGGUAAGAGUUUUUGUCUUUUGAUUUGUCUCCGACCAGCAAGUUCAGGUGCAGCAGCGGGUUCGUUAUCGAACAUACUACGAGCAAGAUCAAAGGAAUAAAGCAAGCUCAUUUGUUGAUGUUCCAAUGCUCAUCCAUAUCAACAACAUCCCAGGUGUCCUGGUUGAGUUCUACGCGCCAUGGUGCGGGCACUGUAAAAAGUUGGAGCCGGAGUACGCGAAGGCAGCAACGAUGUUGGCAGACGAAGAGAUUAAAGUGCCUCUCGUGAAGGUCGAUGCCACCGUGGAGACCAAGCUCGCAUCAGACCACGGCGUGAACGGGUACCCCACCCUCAAGUGGUUUGUUGGUGGCAAGCCGAACGACUACGACGGUCCGCGCGACUCCGCGGGCAUUGUGACCUGGAUCAAGAGCAUGACCGGGCCGGCGGUGGUCGAGGGGGAGCCGAAGGAAGACGACAAGCUCUCCGUCACGUGGUAUGGUCCCGACAUGGCUCUGUUCGAGGAGGUUGCCUCCGCCAACCGCAAGAAGGCCAGCUGGUGAGGACAUUAUUAUAAAUAGAAGGACUAUAAGGGAAAAAAUCACCACAACCUUCAGAAGAAAAUUCUUCAGAAGAGCCCUCAGAAGAAUGAAAAAAUCUUCUGAAGGUUCAAAGAUAGGCACUUCUGAAAAAAGAGAAAAAUGAAACGGACGCAGGUGCUGUUUCAGAACAAAUGAUUUGUUUUUUCAAACUGCAGAAGGUUUUGUCGAUUUUGGACCUUCAGUAGGUGUUCAAUAACCUUCAGAAGCUUUUUGAUAAACAAAAGCUUCUGAAGGUUGUGACGCAGCUCAUUUUUGACCUUCAAGAAGGUUUUGACCUUCUGAAGGUGAAAUUGUGAAAACCUUCUGAAGGCUGAACAAAAAAACUGGCAUUUUUUUACAAAAAAUAUGCAAAAAGUGGCGCGUCAUUUUUGGACCUUCAGAAGGUCAAAAAACCUUCCUGAAGGUCUUCUGAAGGUUGGCAUUCUUCUGAAGGUGCGAAAACCUUCUGAAGGUUUUCUGCAGCUUGCAAACCCAAAGCGCGCUUUUUUCGACUAACGCGCCGCGUGGAAAGAGCGCGACUGGGCCUCGUUCGCGUUUAGAUGCUUCGCGCACUGCUGUCGCGAUUCCCGUCGCUCAAGAAGCGCCUGGCACUUUGACAAGAGAGCAAAGCUGCCCGCUUUUGUAAAAGCAAAAAGCGAGGCCUGGCUAGGUAGCGGACAACAGGCGAGCUCUUUCCUGGUUUCUUCCUGAUCUGGCCGGGCCUCCGAAAUAAAAAAAAGCCGCCAAAGCUGCCAACUAUUGCAAAGCAAGAAGCGAGCUCGUUGCUUGUUUGUUAGUCGGGACCUCAGAGGCGAAGCCAAAAGCUGGCCGUCUUUGUCUUCUCCCGAAUUUGGCCACUUCGAGAGAAGCCAAACGCGGCCACUUUAAUUAUUAGUGCCGACAAAGUCGAGCGCGAAAAAUUUUCAGGACGGACUGGCAUUGAAAUGGGGCCGACGCUGAAGAGUUUUUUUAUUUUUUCCCACGCGGCGCGCGCCGCGUGGAUUGGUUCUUAUACAUUGGCAUCUGGAGUUCUUUGUCUUGAGUGCUGGAUCAUGCUAGCUUGCUUCUUUCGUGAUCCAUGGCGCGGCCAGCGAUCUUUUCUUGUGUAGUUCACUACUUAUUUCUCAUUCUCAGCAGUCUUCUGCGUCAUAACCGAUUGAUAUAAAGUAAAUCUAAAUAUGUACUUUUCUGCGUCAGUGGAGUACUGUGUUUUUUGAUUUAUUUCUCGCGAUACUGGAAGCAACAUAUGAUCCUAUUCAUCUCGUGCAGGUAUCACGUGAAAGCGGAUGCCCCGAAGUUGGUCAUCAAACACUUGGGCGAAGACGCGGUCGAGAGCACUCCGGCCACCAAGGAAGAGAUUGAGAAGGCCUACAAGGAUUCCAGCUUUCCGCUGUACGGCGGCCUUGACGGCGAGACCUUCGGAACGUACAUGGAGCGUGGAAAUGGUAAUAAAACUAAAAUCACUAUAUAUCUUUGGAGGUUGUAAGUGACCUGUACGUACUAGUUCUAGUCGAGGUUGCCUGCAUCCCAGCAGAAGAUUCUCGUGCCUUAGCGAAGCGAAUUUUUUACUGUCUUCCAUGAAAGAACAGAAGAAACACAACUACAGGCAUGAUCUGGACCCUGUUGCCGAUGACAACCGAUACCAUGAAGUCCGUGGUCGAAGAGUCCCGGGCCAAGAUGACCAAAAUCGCCAAGGAAUUGGGCUCCGACUUCUCUGUCACGUGGACCAAUACCGACGAAUUCGGCAAGGUCUUGGAGUCCAUGUUUGGCGUGACGGAAUUCCCGAAGGUUGUCGUUCAGCUGAAGGUACAGUACUAUGGAAAGAGAUAAAGUCAUCUUUGCUUUUAUGCAAUACAAAUUUCCCGUACAUGUACAAGAUGCAUCACAAACCUCACCAACUUGGGGUGUAAAGCUUGUCAUGCUAAACUAGGAUCGAAGCCAAGUUUUGUCUUGCAGAGACCGCAUAAUUUGUGCGUGUGCAGGAAAUCUGCUGUGGACAGCUUUUCGUUGUUUCAAGUCGUCGCUCGUGCGUGCCACAUGCCGCAGCGUCUAGAAGGAGAAACCCGAGGACUCCGCUUGUUCUGUCCCUGCUAGUACUUCUAGGGCGCAGGAGGCGAAGAAGAAAGUUGUAUUAGGUGUAGUUCCUCUGCCUAGUUCGUCGUCAAGUUGGUGUUUUUUUUUCGAUGAAAAAAAAUAAGUGAGCCGAAAAAAACUCCUCUGUCAUCUCACUCAAAACAGACCGGCGACAAGAAGAACUUCAUUUAUGACGGCGAAAUGACCGAGGACGCUAUCCUGGACUACAUCAAGAAGGUCAAGGCUGGUGAGGUGGAGCCGCACCUGAAGUCCGAGGAAGUCCCGGCAGAGCCCCAGGAGGAGCCAGUGAAGGUCAUCGUCGGAAAGAGCCUUCAGAAGAUGGUACAGCUGCCCACUAGUCGUGUGUCUGGCUUGAAUUCUUUUCUUAGCUUAUUGCUGUUUUUGGACGACGAUCCGAUCUUUGGAACUAAGAGGCAUUAACUGGUGGUCGUAAGAAGUUUAUUCUUGUUCUUGCCUCUAGAAGCUUGGUUCAUUCUCGACACGACUCCUCAUGAUCUUCUCCCGCUACGUUCAAUCGUCGCGCAAUGUCUAGAAGCAGUUGUGCGAAAGACAUCCGCAUGAUUGGCCACGAUCUAGGAAAUUUGUUGGGUGAGAACCUCCCGGAAUUUGAAUUCCAAUACACGGAUCAUACACACAGGUGUUCACCGAGGAGAAGGACGUGCUGCUCGAGAUCUACGCCCCGUGGUGCGGUCACUGCAAGAAGCUGGAGCCGGAGUACACCAAGGUCGCGAAGAAGGUAAAGAAGGAGGGCUUCGAGGACAUCUUGACCAUCGCGAAGAUGGACGGCACGCAGAACGACUCCCCGGUGGAGUCCAUCUCCUGGUCCGGCUUCCCCACCAUCUACUACGUGAAGGCCGGCGCCUCCGAGCCCACCAAGUACGACGGGGCCCGCGACGCCAAGGGCAUCUGGAAGUGGAUCAAGAAGAACCACUCCAAGGCGGACCUUAUCAAGGAGAAGCUGGCCGCCAAGUCCUCCAAGGACGAGGAAAAGAAGGAAGACAAGAAGGAGGAGCUGUAAGCAAGCAGCAGUUUGUUGUUCACGACAGCAACUUUUUUCGGACCCGUCAUCAAGGAAAGAAGUCGCUCCAUUUUCAGCGUACCGCUCACCUUCGGCGCGAGCAGCACAUCAGAGGGUCUACAACUUUGAUGGCCGCGCUUCUGGCCUUGCUCUUCUUGAGGUCACGAAGCACAAACUUUAUGAGUACUUUGACGUCGCAAGAGGAGGACACAGCGACAUACUGUAGUGGAGGAGACGGAUGAUCCCUGGCACUUUUCUUUCCAGCGUCAGGAGCAGUGGACACGAAAAAUGUACUCAGAAAAAUGUACCUUAGAAGCGUUGUCAUAUUUAUCACCGUGAUACUAUUGUCCUUUACAAUUUUUCAUCUACUUCUGUAUAUCAGUCUUCACAUACAUUUCCUAUAGUUUUCUAUUGUUCAAGUCCUCCGUUGGACACGAAUACGCAUUUGUGGUUCGUUUUCUCCUUUUUCGCAACAUGGAGCCCCUAAUGUCUGCAAGAAGUUGUAAAAGUGCUCCACCUAUUCGGACGUGCGUAAGUAUCAAUGUGGCGCUACUAAAUUGAGCACAAGCGCACAUGCCGCAAAUCAUGAAAUGGCCCCGAGACGACCUGAUUUGUGGUUGAUGAUGUGGCCGAGCCUCGGACUGGAAGAAUGAGCCACACGUUGAGAAGGCUCAACAUCUCUUGAUGUGGUGCGUCGUAAAUUUUACAGCUUCUUGGCCUUGUAUUCUGCUCCUUUCCUAGAAAGCAAGGUUAACCCAGCAGGCCACAAACACCCUAAUCGAAGAGCAUCGCUCCUGUACCGUCCAGACUGUGGUUUAAUUUUUUGGGUCUCGAGGGCCGCACAGGCGAAAAGCAAGAGGAGUCUUACUUUGCAAAGGUAACUACUUGCCUCCUCAAAUAAUCUCGUCGAAGCUAGAUACAUGUUCCCACUGUCCGAGUCUGAUAUGUCACUUGUUACGCCGCAGUCUGUCUUUGAAUGGGAAGAUUGAGUGGCGUUCUCAGACGAGAGAGUGGUGCGAAGCGCUGCAUGUAUUGAAUCGCCGCGAACG